Molecule: messenger RNA, 3389 nt
Organism: Raphanus sativus (radish)
Lineage: Eukaryota; Viridiplantae; Streptophyta; Magnoliopsida; Brassicales; Brassicaceae
Product: calcium-transporting ATPase 8, plasma membrane-type
Exons: 34
Coding region: 186-3215 (1009 amino acids)
Biological process (GO): calcium ion transmembrane transport
Cellular component (GO): intracellular membrane-bounded organelle; membrane
Molecular function (GO): ATP binding; P-type calcium transporter activity; ATP hydrolysis activity
Source: RefSeq, a predicted model, not a curated record
AAUCUUCUCACAGAUACGGGAGAGUGGGACCGACAUGUUCAUAACUUUUUCAAAAAAAGUGAAACCUUGCGACGACGAUUUGAAGAUGCAUCCUAACACCGCGUAUAUCCCUCCCGGCCCUAUAUAUAGGAGGACUCAACAACCUCCGUUACACACACUCUCUGUAAUCAACAUUCUCCGAUCCGAUGAAAUCACCUGAGCAUGAUUUGGAAGCCGGCGGCGGCGGCGAUGUUACUAAGUCCCGGAACCACUGGAGAGGUAUUGUGCUUGCGGUUGAUGCUUCAUUACGUUUUAAGUCUGAUAUGAGUUUCGAAAAGGAAAUUGAGCUCGGAUCUCAUGAUCAAGCUACUGCAACGGCUGAUGCUGCACUAUCUCAGUCAGAGGAACCAAUACAAGCUUCGUAUCCGGAUGAAUUUGGUAUCAAAUUGGAUGAACUUGUUUCUAUAUCCCGAGAUGGUGGUCUAAGUGUUCUAAAGCGAUUUGAUGGGGUUAUCGGGUUAUCACCUCUGUUGCACACCGAUCUUGACAAGGGUAUCUGUGGUAGUCCUGAAGACAUACUGAGACGUACCAAGAAAUUUGGAUCUAACACUUAUCCUUUGAAGAAACAAGGCAACUUUUGGAUGUUUCUCGGGGAAGCAAGCCGAGGUUUUACUUUGAUCGUGUUGGUUUUUGCUGCAAUGGCUUCUCUGCUGCUGAAAAUAAAAACUAAGACUAUCAAUCAUGGAUGGUAUGAGGAAGCUGGCAUCAUUGUUGCAGUUAUCCUUGUCAUCUUUGUGACAGCGAUCAGUAAUUACAACCAGUCUCUUCAGUUUGAAAAGUUGAAUGAUGAGAAGAGAAAAAUGCUUAUCGAGGUUACUCGAAAUGGAAGACGGGUCGAAGUUCCGAUCUAUGAUAUAGUUGUUGGCGAUAUUAUACCUCUUAAAAGUGGUGACCAGGUGCCUGCAGAUGGUGUCUUAGUUUCUGGGUAUUCACUUCAGAUAGGCGAAUAUGAAACCAUGGGAACUAACAGAACGGUUCACAAAGAUACAGAUACAGAUCCAAUUCUACUAUCCGGAUCUAAAGUGGAAGAUGGGAUCGGUACAAUGCUGGUUACUAGUGUCGGGAUGAACACCCAGUGGAGGAUGCCGAUGGCUUCUAUUCCACUAUAUACUGGUAAAGAGACACCAUUGCAGGUGUACCUGAACCGAGUUGUAACUGUAUUUGGCCUAGUCAGUAUCUCGGUUGCUUUGGUUGUUUCUCUUAUCGUGUCAUUCCUAUACUUCAUGGGACGAAAUAAAGAUGUUAGUCCGAUGUUUGAUGCUGGGAAAACUACGUUAGAUGAAAAAAUAGACAUGGUGAUUAAAUUUAUAAUUUUGGGGGUUACCAUUGUAGUCGCAGCAGUGCCUGAAGGACUGCCACUAGCUGUUACCUUGAACAUUGCCCAUAUGUCGAGAAAACUUGGAGGAGAGAUAGCUUUGGUACAAAAGCUCUCUGCCUGUGAAGCGAUGGGGUCUGCAACAACUGUUGUAUGCCACAAAACCGGGAUUUUAACCUUAAAUCAGAUGGAGGUUGUUGAUGUUUGUGCCGGGGGAUUAGGAACGCAGAAUUUGGAUACUAUGGCUGAGUUGUCUCCCCUUCUGAUCUCGUUGAUCACCGAAGGAAUUGCCCUGAACACGAAUGGGAGUGUAUAUCAUCCUGAGGGAUGGCCUGAACCAGAGGUCUUUGGAUCAGCAACAGAACGUGCCAUUCUUAAAUUCGGUGUCAAGUUGGGGAUGAAUUUUGAUGAAGUGAAGUCAAGAUCAACAAUUUUUCGCAUUUCGCCUUUCAAUUCAAGCAGAAAACGUAGAGGUGUUGCAGUCCAAUUGCAUGAUUCUCAAGCCCGUGUUCAUUGGAAAGGUGCUGCCAAGACUAUUCUAGCUUCUUGCCAGUCGUAUAUGGACAAGGACAAGAUAGCAUCUAUGGACCAAGAAAAAAUAUUUCAUUUUGAAAAAACCAUUGAUGACAUGGCCAAAAAAGGAUUGCGCUGUGCUGCCCUUGCCUACCGAACUUAUCCUGAAGAAGAUAUUCUUAGGGACGAAGCAUUCCCAUACAUACAUGAAAGCAACCUCGUGCUAUCGGCUAUCAUUGGUAUAAAGGAUUCUUGCCGGCCAGGCAUAAGACAGGCAAUCCAAGAAUGUCGUAAUGCUGGAGUAAAGGUGUGCAUGGUGACAGGCGACGACCUUCUGACUGCCAAAGCAAUAGCGACUGAGUGCGGGAUACUGACAGACGAGCCUGCGGAUACAGCAAUAUUAGCAAAGGACUUUGCUUCCAUGUCCGAAGCACAAAGAGAAAAAAUCGCUGAAAAUAUUGUAGUGAUGGGUCGAUCUUCUCCUGAUGUAAACCUUCUUCUACUUGAAGCACUGAGUAAGAAGGGACAGGUGGUUGCAGCAACUGGAAAGGGAAUCCGCGAUGCUCCGAGUCUGCGCCAGGCGGAUAUCAGUCUUGCGAUGGGCAUUGGAGGGACUUCAAUUGUUAAAGAAUGCUCUGAUAUCAUUGUGUUGGAUGACAGUUUUGCUUCGAUUCUCACGGUCAUCCAAUGGGGACGAUCUUUAUAUACAAAUGUUCAAAGGUUUGUCCAGUUCCGGCUAACAGUCAGCGCAUCAGCUCUAAUCAUCUGUGUUGUUGUGGCGAUUCAUUCUCAUGAAAUUCCCCUAAAUGUUGCGCAGCUUCUAUGGAUUAAUCUUCUCGUUUGUACUUUUGGAGCAUGGGCCUUGGCAUCAGAACCACCAAUUGACAACUUAAUGCGAAGGCCUCCGAUUCGUAAAGGAGAACCCUUUAUAACCAAACUCAUGAGGGCGAAGUUCAUUCUACAGGUUGCUUACCAAGUGACUGCAUUGCUUUGCAUAAACUUUCUUGAGAGUAUACUGAAACUGGAGAACAAAAGUCUAGAUGAUGCUAACAAAGUCAAGAACACAGUUAUAUUCAAUUGCUUUGUCUUCUGCCAAGUAUUUAACGAGAUUGAAUGCCGAACUCCAUACCAAGGAAACAUAUACAGAGGGAUCCUAAAGAACCAUUUGUUCCUUGGAACAAUUGCUAUAACUGUUAUUCUUCAGGUAAUCGUGAUAGAAUGCUUCGGCAUAUUCUUUUCCACAGUCAGGCUUAACCGGAAGCAGUGGCUGAUCUCCAUUGGAAUCGGUCUUUUCAGUCAAGUCGCUAAUCGCUUUCCUUUCCAAGCUUUUCCUUAUCUUCGGAACUAAGAUUCUUCUUAAACAUAUAGUGUUUGGAUACUUCUCUCCACUGGUGAUACUUUCAAAUCAGCGAUCUAAAUAGUAGUUUUUCGAUUUUGUAAAAUAGUCAAAGAAAAAAAAAGACAGAGGUGCAUUUGUGUUACAAGACGUUUCCAAAUAUAUAAUCUUCAUUUGUGUUAUCAG